This is a messenger RNA of Nilaparvata lugens (brown planthopper), 2346 nucleotides long. Its product is annotated as ninjurin-2. The record is from RefSeq and is a predicted model, not a curated record. Gene Ontology annotation, cellular component: membrane. Bases 972 to 1400 code for a protein of 142 amino acids. NCBI's taxonomy places the organism in Eukaryota, Metazoa, Arthropoda, Insecta, Hemiptera, Delphacidae. The transcript has 4 exons. Gene Ontology annotation, biological process: cell adhesion; tissue regeneration.
UAAAGUAACGUUUAUAAAAGUUGGAUUUAGCUGAAUGAAGCCGAAGAAAUCUCAUCUAGAGGCAAUAAAAACGGCAGCAAUUUUCCACUGACAUUGGCAGCACAAGGCUAGGAGGUCGUUGGCACAGUUUUUUCUAGACUUUUCUUCGCUCAGUCACAGUAGUAAACAGUUGUAGUAAAAGACGACGACUAGCACCAUUUCGAUAAAUGGAAUAUAAUAAUGGGUUCCAAAAAGUGUAAUAGUAGUAGUAGGGUCGAAGCAUAGCCAUCUAUAUCUAUAGAUUGGCCAUGGUUGAGAAGAAUAAUUCGACAAUAUAUUGAACAGUCAUUAAUAAUUCUUCGGUUCGUUGUUAAUUCAUGGCCGUUGGCUCUGGGUCGAUUUUUCUCGCCUGGUGGAGCAUAAUUUCCCCUUUUCCUUCACCCCCUCCCCCGCCUACCGCUGUCCUGGAGGAAGGAGAAGUCACGUGAUCGCUGUAUUGUUGUUCACAAUCUUAGCAGUCCAUUGUUUGUUGUGGUGUCAGUCAGUGACUGGUGUGGUGAUGCUUGAGUUAUUGUAAGCGGAGACCGCCGGGUCAUCAUGGCUUUCUGUCCUGACUGAGUCAUUCAUAGGCGACUUUACACUAGAUUCAGUCAUUCCUUGAGACUUUUAACUGGAUUGAGUCAAUCCUAGCCGUCUUAAAACUGCACUGAGUCCAAAUAGAGGCUUUUAUUGAAACAGGACUAAGUUAUUCAGCCGUCUUAAAACUGGACUGAAUCAUUCCUUGAGGCUUUUAUUGAAACAGGGCUAAGUUAUUCAUAACCGUCUGGAAACUAGAUUCAGUCAUUCUUAGCAGAUUUGAUACUGGUCUGAGUCAUUCCUUUCAGAUUUAAAACUGAACUGAAUCAUCCCUAGCCGUCUUGAAACUGGACUGAGUGAUUCCUUGACGACUUGACAGCAGUAAAUAUAAGAAUACUGUGCGCCCGAUUUGUUCUAUGGUGUCAAGACUGAGGCGUAUACUGGGAAACAUGUCGUCAAUAUCACCUGAGGAGAAACCGCUGGAUGCGAACAGAUAUGCAACAAAAAAGACAAUCGCGCAGGGCAUGCUGGAUAUUGCUCUGCUGACUGCAAAUGCCAGCCAACUCAAGUAUAUUCUACAAGUCGGACACAAACAUGAGUUCUACACACUCAUGCUGGGACUUAUCACAACUUCCAUCAUACUACAGGUUCUGAUGGGCGUGAUGUUCCUUUCGCUGCACCUGAUGCGUGACUGCAGGUUGCACCUGGUUGAAUACAAGGUGUCCUGUCUGUUGGUCAACCACAUUACAAUGGCCGGCUCGUUUGCUGUCUCAGCACUAAAUCUGCUCAUCAGCGCUUUCGACCCGGGUCUCGGUGGUCUAGUGCCGCAGGGGGUUGACUUCUAGGAUGUUUACUUCUAGCGCGAGGGGUGUCAUCUCUUCUAGUUUUCUCACUGCUUGUUUAGAUAAAAAAAAGAAUAAUAAGUGUCGACUUGUAAUAAUUGUACUGUAUUUCUCACUGCUCAUCCAGAUUCAAAAUGUAUAAUUGUGGGCUUGUAAUGUUAUGUCUAUCAUCAGAGUUAGGAUUUCGAUUUGACUAAUUUAUAUAUUGAUUUGAUUUGUUGAUAGUUGGUUGAUUGAUUGAUUAGAUAACAAGUUGAGUCGUUCACUGUCUAGAUUAAAAAAAUGGAUUUGUAGUGGUAUUCAUAUCAGAAUUAUCAAGCAUGUUGUAGACUUGAUUGAUUCAUUAAAAUUGGUUGAAAAAAGAAAAAUUUGAGUCUGGGAUAUCACCCUCUGAAUAAUUGUGGGCUUAUAAUGUUAUUUCUAUCAUCAGAAUUAUCUAGGAUUUUGACUUGACUGAUUUAUAUAUUGAUUUGGUUUGUUGAUUGAGUUGGUUAAUUGAUUGUCUGAUUGAUUAGAUCGAUUGGAAAAACCUUAAAAAGUUUUACCUUAAAGAGUCGUUCACUGUCUAGAUUUAAAAAAAAUUUGGAUUUGUAGUGGUAUCUAUAUCAGAAUUAUCGAGCUUGUCGUAGACUUGAUUGAUUGAUUGAUUAUGAUUGGUUGAAAAAAAAUGAGUCUCUUAGGGAUGUCAACCUAUAGUUUCCCCACUAUAGGCUGCUAAAUUCAAAAUAAACAAUGUGGACUUGUGGUAUCUAAAAUCAGAGUUAUAAAGCAUGUGGACUUGAUUGCAAGAUAGAUUGAAAAAGUAAGAAAAUAUUGAGUCUUUUAGUGAUGUCGCUCUCUAGUUUCCUCAUUAUACUCACUAUACUGUUUAUAUACAAAAUAAAUAACUCUGUUGUAGUUCAGGCACUGUGUUACUUGUAAAUAUUUGAAAAAAACACUUACUUUUGUU